CACCCGCCUCCUAUUCAUUUCUUCCUCUCUUGCUUCUUACAGCUUUGCAUCAUUCACUGUUGGUUUAUGGGGUCUUCACUUUGUCACAUCCAUCUGCUCUCCUUUGAUCCAUGACGUGCGUCGGUGAACGCGAAACCCAUCAGAGCUCCACAUUCAUUAAGAGCUAACCUUCCCUAAUACCAGGGACCGCUCUCCCACCCAAAACCCUAUUCAUCACGUCACCUCUGUUCUCUCUCUAUCUCUCAUAAAUAAAACCAUAAACCCCCAACGAAAACAGUUCAAAAUCCGUUUGCUAGCUAGUUAGGGAUCUCCGAGGGGUCGUGUUUGUGGAGAAAUGGGCAACUGUCAGGCGGCGGAGGCGGCGACGGUGAUCAUUCAACACCCGGCCAACAACAAGGUCGAGAUGAUUUACUGGUCGGUGAGCGCUCACGAGAUCAUGAAGUCGAAUCCGGGGAACUACGUGGCGCUUGUGGUGACGUCGCCGACGUUGAAGGCCGAGAAUGGCGCACCGGUUAAGCAUCUCAAGCUUCUCAGGCCGGACGACACUUUGCUUAUCGGACAGGUUUACAGGCUCAUCAGUUUCGAAGAUGUGUUGAAGGAGUUUGCUGCUAAGAAGUCUGUGAAGCUAGGGAGGUUGCUGAGGGAUAGAGGUGGACUUGGCCUGGAACUGAAGAAGAACUCAGACGGUCCAAAUCCGAAGUCCGACGACCGCAAUUCUACCACUACCAAGAUGGAGCAUGAGGCUCACCGUGUCGGAAGCAGCAGCAGCAGUGGUGGUGGUGGCAGCAGAGGUGUGGCGAGGAAUCAUGGUGGUGGGGGGCAGUGGAGGCCAGCUUUGCAGAGCAUUGCAGAGCUUGGGACUUGAACAUAAUGUGUAUGGUGCACUAGAACUCGAUCAGGCUCACCAUUCCCACCACUCACCCAGAAGCUCAAAGUAUCAGAGAUCCCUAGCUUUCUGCCAUUCUCUCGCGAAUAAAAACAAGCAGCUAGCGCCUCCCUUCACUCUUCUCCAGACGUUUCUUAUUCUCUUUUCUUUCUUUCUUGGAUUGGUGCAUGUUAUUAGUUAGACCUCCACAGCCACGGUUGUAGAGUUAGGGUAACUCACUGAACUUGACACGCUUGUAUACUUCUAACCUUCUUUCUUUUAUUAAUCAAGAUCAGCUA
Argentina anserina (silverweed cinquefoil) is the source of this 1164-nucleotide messenger RNA. RefSeq lists its product as uncharacterized. The record is from RefSeq and is a predicted model, not a curated record. The transcript has 3 exons. Lineage: Eukaryota; Viridiplantae; Streptophyta; Magnoliopsida; Rosales; Rosaceae. The coding region runs from base 335 to 865 and encodes 176 amino acids.